AGGGAGCUAUAUAUUCCCAUCUCACCGCUCACCGCGCAGACGCCGACAGGCUCCCCGCCCACCUCUGCCCCCUCCAGGAUCACAGAUUCUGUUCCAGGAGCUCCAGACAGCGUCAAGACACCAUGGAUUCACUCAGUGGACCAAUCACCCACUUUGGAGUCGAUCUGUACCAACAGAUCAGACAGAGAUCAAGAGGGGAUAAUAUCUUCUAUUCCCCCCUCAGCAUCAUGUCAGCAUUUGGCAUGCUUUACUUGGGGUCCCGAGGAAACACUGCUGCACAACUUCAGAAGGCCCUUCACUUUAAGGAAGUCGCAGAGAACCCAACAGCAGGAGCCACAGCGGAUCCCGUUGAAAAUCCAGAAAAUCAUCACUUUCAAAAGCUUUUGACUGAAUUAAACAAACCCACCGACGCCUAUGAGCUGAACAUCGCCAACAGGCUCUAUGGCAGAAAGGAGUUUCCCUUUCUUCAGGAAUACAUGGAUAAUGUGAAGAACUUGUACCUAGCCAGUGUGGAAUCUGCUGAUUUUGUGAAUGCUCCAGAAGAAAGUCGAAAGAUGAUUAAUUCCUGGGUGGAAAGGCAAACUAAUGAAAAAAUCAAGAAUCUAUUUCCCAAAGAUUCUAUUGACAGCUCCACCGUUCUGGUGCUGGUGAACGCCAUCUAUUUCAAAGGGCAGUGGCACCAGAAAUUUAAGGAGGAAAACACUGUCAAGGAAAAAUUUUGGCUGAGCAAGGAUACAAGCAAAUCUGUGCAGAUGAUGAAAGAAACCAACACCUUCAAUUUCACCUCCCUGGAGGACAUGCAAGUCAAGAUCCUGGAGAUACCGUACAAAGGCGAGGAGCUAAGCAUGAUGCUGCUGCUGCCCAAUGAAGUAGAUGGACUGCAGAAGCUGGAAGAUAAACUCACUGCUGAGAAAUUAUUAGAGUGGACGAGCUCACAGAAUAUGUGGAAGAGUCAAGUGGAUUUACACUUACCUCGGUUCAAAGUGGAAGAGACCUAUGACCUCAAGGCCAUACUGGUAGCCCUGGGGGUGGUGGACGCCUUCAAUUCUCAGAAGGCUGACUUCUCAGGCAUGACUAGGAAAAACAACCUGGUGGUGUCUAAAGCCUUGCACAAGUCCUUUGUGGAGGUGAAUGAGGAGGGCACGGAGGCUGCAGCGGCCACAGGCAUCAUUGUGGUUACAAAAUCAUUACCAGUACCACAUUAUGAACAUUUCCAUUGUGAUCACCCUUUCCUGUUCUUCAUCAGACACAACAAGACCAACACCAUCCUCUUCUUGGGCAGAGUCUCUUCCCCUUAGAUGUGAUUACCCUUGCACGGCCCUAGGGGCACAUGCACAGAGUCCUUCUGAUACACUCAUUGCUGGAAGCAACAGGUUCUCCUUGAUGUGUUUCCCUUUCCAACCUCAUGGUCAUCACUAAGAAUCUAACCAUUGAAAUAGCAUGUUUGUCUGUCUUUCUCUUUCUACAAUCACAUGUUGGCCUACUUUAUUUCCCCAUGAUAAUUUUGCUUCAGACAAAAUCUCCAAAAUGUGUUACAAGUAUACUUCAAUACUUUAUCUUAAUCUAAGUUUGAAAUAUCCUAUCUGCUAUUUCAGAAAAUUAUAGCUACUAUUCAAACCUAUUGACCUAGACACACACAUGUAUUUGAAUUUUGGUGGUAUGUGGGACACUUACCUGUCCUCAUCUCUUGGUUUUAUGAAAUACAUUAUCAAUAAAACAAUGAUUUAUUCAUA
Messenger RNA from Camelus dromedarius (Arabian camel), 1733 nucleotides. Its product is annotated as serpin B4-like. Gene Ontology annotation, molecular function: serine-type endopeptidase inhibitor activity. The transcript is spliced from 8 exons. NCBI's taxonomy places the organism in Eukaryota, Metazoa, Chordata, Mammalia, Artiodactyla, Camelidae. The record is from RefSeq and is a predicted model, not a curated record. Gene Ontology annotation, biological process: negative regulation of endopeptidase activity. Bases 123 to 1298 code for a protein of 391 amino acids.